Serinus canaria (Common canary) is the source of this 2526-nucleotide messenger RNA. It is a transcript of the gene CITED2, whose product is annotated as Cbp/p300 interacting transactivator with Glu/Asp rich carboxy-terminal domain 2. Lineage: Eukaryota; Metazoa; Chordata; Aves; Passeriformes; Fringillidae. The record is from RefSeq and is a predicted model, not a curated record. Gene Ontology annotation, cellular component: nucleus. Gene Ontology annotation, biological process: regulation of DNA-templated transcription; left/right pattern formation; sex determination. The transcript has 2 exons. Bases 510 to 1232 code for a protein of 240 amino acids.
GCUCCUGCCGCCCCGCCGCGGAGCCCCGCUUUGUUCCCGGGGGAGGUGCUGAGCGCGGGGUGCACGGUGUCUUCCCGAGCCGCCUUGGCCCCUUCCCGCGUGUCUCCGAACACGCGUGUGCCCCGCUGCCUGCGCCCGCGCGCUGGGUGUUGGGUGUUCGGGUUUUUUUUUUUUUUCCCUUUUCUUCCCCCCCUUUCCCUCCCCCCCCCGCCCCGCUUGCUCCAGGUUUUACUUCUGGUUGCCUGUAAGGGUUUUGCUCCUCCCUUCUGAAAUCCUAUAUUAGCCGCGGCCAAAGCCGUGUAAGGAACACAGCUCAUUGUUGGCAAGUGCCGAUGCGCCUCGCGGAGGGGCGAGAACCAGCUCCGGGGCUGCGGCAGCGAUCGCGGCGCCGGUCACGUCAGCGCCGGGGAGAGGGAGCCGGAGAAGCCCUCUCUAUGCUGGGUGACUCUCGCUGACUGAUUCCACCGCCACCUUUAAAGGAGAGGAAGAAAGAAGCCGGGAGGUGAGCCAUGGCAGACCACAUGAUGGCCAUGAACCACGGGCGAUUCCCCGACGGAUCCGGCGGGCUCCACCACCACCCUGCGCAUCGGAUGGGCAUGGGGCAGUUUCCCACCCCCCAUCACCACCACCAGCAGCAGCAGCCGCCGCAGCAGCACGCCUUCAGCGCCCUGAUGGGCGACCAUAUACAUUACGGAGCUGGGAGUAUGAACGCGAGCAGCGGGGUGAGGCACGCCAUGGGGCCGGGCAGCGUGAGCGGAGGGGACCCGGCCGGCAGCAUGCCGCCCCCCGCCCGCUUCAGCGGCUCCCAGUUCAUGGCCCCCCCCGUCGCCAGCCCGGGAGGACAGCUGAGCGCCAGCAUGCAGCUCCAGAAGCUGAACAACCAGUACUUCAGCCACCACCCCUACCCCCACAGCCACUACAUGCCGGACUUGCACCCCGGUAGCCACCAGCUGAACGGUGGCAGCCAGCAGCAUUUCAGGGACUGCAACCCCAAGCACGGCGGCGGCGGCGGCAGCGGCUUGCCGCCCGCCGUCCCCCACGUCCCCGCGGCAAUGCUGCCGCCCAAUGUCAUAGACACGGACUUCAUCGACGAGGAGGUCCUCAUGUCCUUAGUCAUCGAAAUGGGGCUGGAUCGCAUCAAGGAGCUUCCCGAGCUGUGGUUGGGACAGAACGAGUUUGACUUCAUGACAGACUUCGUUUGCAAACAGCAGCCCAGCAGGGUGAGCUGCUGAUUCAUUUAAAACAAACAAAGGACUUUUAUCGGUGCGAAUGAAAACAUUCCCCUAGACACGGUGUCUCACUUUUCAGGGCUUGAAAAGGUGAGAAUCUGGAAAGCAGAGUCAACUAUGCGCUUGUAUAAUUUUUUUUUUUUUAAUCGCUGCCACUUUUUUUUUUCUUUUUGUAGCUUUGUCACUCACCUCCCCUCCUGUAGUAAUAAUAUCUAGCGAACUCUGCCUUUUUAUGUUGGUUGCCCCCCUCCCAACCUCCCACUCUUAAUUUUCUCACAGUAACAUGCCCAGAAUUCCCAGAGUGCCGGACUGUUAGAUAUUAAUCUUGGCAAAUUGCUUAAUCUUGUGGAUUUUGUAAACUAUGAUUUCCAGUGACUUGAACUGCAUUCAAAUUCUGAGUGAACAGGGAAAAAAAUUGCAUUAGUUGGUUGCAUGAACUUUGAAGGGCAGAUAGUACUGCACAAAAGCUGCCAUCUUGCUUAAUUUUUAACUAUGCAUUGCAGUGCAGACUAAUUUUUUUUUUUUUUUUUUUUCUGAACAUGCUAAACUGGAAGCUUAACAGAUGUGGGCCAAACCUUUCCAGAUCAGGAAAAGUAAUACUGUUACUUAAAGUCUGCUACCCAGUCCCCCUCCCCCAUAUGUAUAGACAAUAAUAUGGUGUGGAUGGAAUGUUGACUAGUGGCAAACAUUUCACAGAUUUUUUUUUUUUUAUUUUGUUUCUGUCUUCAGCGUUUUGACACUGUGCUAAUAUAGUUUAUUCAGUACAUGAAAAGAUACUACUGUGUUGAAAGCUUUUCAGGAAAUUUUGACAGUAUUUUUGUACAAAACAUUUUUUUGAGAAAAUAUUGUUAAUUUAUUCUAUUUUAAUUUGCCAAUGUCAAUAAAAAGUUAAGAAAUGCUUUAGUUUUUCUAGAAGUCAUUUACCAGUAUUUUUCUUCAAAACUCUUCCCCACUGUCCCUGGUAAGUAGAACAUAACAUCUAUCUGUACAACCUUGUUGGUGUGCAAAAAGACAUUCCAAGAUAGAAAGUACACUACACCCAUAUAUAUGUCAUGGUGAACUCGGUAGGUGAGCGGGAUUUGAACAUACUUACAGCAUAAAGCCUCAUGCGUUACAUUGUAAUAUGCCUGUCAGUGUGGUUUUCUGAAAAAUAAAGUUGCCGAGGGCGCAACUUUUUUUGUGACUUGCCAACAUACUUGCUUUAAAUGUAGUUGUCCAGAGUUAUGAUGCAUAAAGUAUUUAUUAUAUUUAUCUAUUAAACUUGUAAUUUUAUAAAUCUGCUUUCAUUUAUACAGUA